AUGGUGCUGCACGGCUACCACAACGUCACCGCCAUCGACAACGACGCCAAACUGCUGCCGUGUGUGGAGGCAUCGCUUGCGCCAUUCUUGCACGUUGAAUGUAUGGACGCGAUGCAGCUACAAAUCGCACCAGCAUCGAUCGACGCUGUCGUCGCUAAAGCCUUUUUCGAACUGCUCGCUGUAUCGACGCAGUGCGCCGUGCUCACGCAAGUCCUCGCCUGUCUUCGCCCGGGCGGUACAUUGUUUGUCGUCGCUCUCAACAACGGCAAGGCGUGGUGGACACAACCUGACGUCGCACGUCUCCUCGCCCGCACCGCGGUUUGCAUCGACGACCAGCCCGUCGGUCCCAUCGUCGGCUCGCGCAUUGACCGUUCGCACGCCUGUCGGGCGCGGGUCUGGCGCACGCGUGCGUCCGUCAUCGACGCAAAUCAUCGCGCGAAUUGUGAUGCGAUCCGCACACUGGCCGCGCGCUACGAGUGGCGGCUGCGGGCCUUUGAACGGCAGCUUCAGACCGAAGAGGCCGUCCACGGCGAUGUGCUCUGUCUCGAGCUCCCGCAGAUGAUGAACGAAGAUUUUCGGAGCUUGCUGCUUCGGCAGGAGGCGAGAAGCCGGACCAACGACAAGGACAUUGCACGCGCCCAAGUGCUAAAGGAACCGUCCGUGGAUGAGCAGGCGGCCCCGUGUGCGAACCUUGCGUCGCCGGCUACGGCAACCAUCAUUCCAGAGCCGCCAAUCUCGGCUCGGACCGAGUCCAGAAACGAAAGCCUCCACCACAGUGGUUCAGACUUGCGGGCAUAUCCCGACGUCGUCGUAUCGCCCCACGAGUUUUCAGAUCUGGGGGACGAGGCCUUUGCCACCGAGGCGACUGACGGUGAUGCUGCGUGUCCACCUCUUGAAAGCGAGUCGUAUGGCGCGUCAGAGACGAGACAUGGCGUCGCGGUCGCACUUGUGACGCAUGUCCUCGCUGAUGCCGCCGCACUGGCGUCCAGCCCCGUCAAGAAGCGAACGCGACCCGGUGUCGCCGCGACCGAAACGCGGCUUGAAAGUCAUGACCACCCUCAACCAAGGGGUAUUGAUCCAGUGCACGGCGUUGCCGUCGCCCUCGUAAACCACGUCAUUGCCGAUGUGGCCGCGCACGUUCCAAGCCCGAGAAAAGCAGUGCUGCUUCAGAGUCAACGAUCGACCGCCACCGAUACCGUGCUUGAAGGCCAACAGAAUAAGGUCAUCGCAUCACCCGGCGCAAACUUGAGCACAGCAGCCAUCAAACACGGUGUUGCAGUGGCGCUCGUGACGCAGCUCAUCACGGAUGCGACGGAGCGCGCUUCGAGCCCCAAGAAACCAACGCCCGAGGCAACGAUCGAGUCCUCGCUACAAGAGCAAGGAGUCGCCAUCAACAACACCAGUCCAGACGACGACGCAGAGAUGUCAAGGGUCCAAGCACAAGCGACAGAUGCUGCAGUCAUCUCCGAGACAGAACACCUAUCGCCCGUCGCCGAUGAGAACGCACCGGCGCUAGGAAGCAUGGCGCAAGACACGUCCAAGUGCAUGGUCGAGUCUCCCAAAUCGUCUCCACAUGGUGCUGCAAUCGUCGACACCACCUUGACCAAGGAGCCGGAACGCCUUCCCUUCCAAGAGACGGAUGACAACCCAGACGUAGCAGAUGAAGUGCUCGAGGACGCUACUCGUGCGCAAGACAUUGAAGCGCCAGCGCUGGCGACAGAGGCUGCAGCAGUGCCCCAAGCGUUCGAGUCGGCGCAUGCGUUGCUGCCGUCAAGUCUCUUGCGUGCAAACUGUGAAGUCGAUCCAGCCGCCUGCACCAACGAUGACGCACCGCCUUCUCAGAGAAUGCGCGAUGCAGCCCCCUCGGUGCACCCGUCAUCUGCCGAUGGGUGUGCGCUCAACGAAGUCGGCGGAAUUCUCGCGAGACUCGUCGACGACGUAGAGAACGAGUGCAUUAAGGACGACUGCCGUCUCACGCUCGCAGCUCUCAUCGACGCACUGCUGUCUUGA
Molecule: messenger RNA, 2010 nt
Organism: Saprolegnia parasitica CBS 223.65
Lineage: Eukaryota; Oomycota; Saprolegniomycetes; Saprolegniales; Saprolegniaceae
Exons: 1
Coding region: 1-2010 (669 amino acids)
Molecular function (GO): S-adenosylmethionine-dependent methyltransferase activity
Source: RefSeq, a predicted model, not a curated record